Molecule: messenger RNA, 3153 nt
Organism: Caenorhabditis sp. 36 PRJEB53466
Lineage: Eukaryota; Metazoa; Nematoda; Chromadorea; Rhabditida; Rhabditidae
Source: the annotation of a GenBank genome assembly
AUGGCAGAUCCUGCGGUUGCCAAUAAUGCUGCCCUGAACGGAAGCAUGAGGGAGUUCCCGGUCAAGUUGAAUCUCCAGUUGGACAUCCGGAGCCGCGACCCAGUCUCGCGUACAUACGUCAGAAAUGGUGUCACCUGGUUGGUACCGUUUUCAGGAUUCUCAAUAUUAUCUCUUCAGGAGAGUUUCGUCGAGAAUAUUUCAACGCGAUAUUGGAAUCAAGACCAUUCGCUUGUUGCUCUCCUGUAGCGAACUGCCCGAAAAGAAGGCGUACUUGGUGAAAUUUGCAAUGUCGAAUGAGAACGUAUUUGGACAAGACCCACCGCGGAAUGUUCAACAGGCGGUUUUCGACAACGACCGUCGAAGCGUUAUCAUCCCGGAUGCCUUCAUCUUUGCGUCCUCGAGGUACGCCAAUGCAGCGCUAGUCUAAAAUCGAGGACCGAAGCGAAAAAAUUGAGGACGUUUCAUACCAACGAUGAUUCAUACGAGGUCGAGGACAUGGAGCGAGUCGCUGAAAAUCGCCUCGCCUCCAUGGAAAGAUGGAAAGACUUCCGCUUUCCGGGGUGGUGGCUUUUGGAUGAGUCGACGGAAAAAUGAUGGUGAAAACUGUAAGAAAACAGUAAAGAAUGGCACAGAAAAUAAAUUUACAGUUGUUCGGUGAGAAUAGGCACGUUUCCCGACUCCUCGAUUCUUUCUUUCGGUUCUCGAUCCUUUUUUCGGUCCUCGAUUUUUUCGCUUCGGUCCUCGAUUUUAGACCAGUGCCCGCAAUAAUGCUCGCUUCAAAUUGUAUCGAAACUAAUUUCCUUUCAGAGAAAACGAUGGUAUUAACCGGCCGCAAAUCACGGCGCUAGUCUCGCUCAAUUCAAUCGAAGAGCUUCCGUCCUUCCAGUUCCAAAAUCAGAAGUGGCCCAAGUCAACUCACUGGGUCUCUUACGGCAAGGAAACGGGCAUUCUCAUGCGUGAAUCGGGGCUCCAGAAGAUCAAUCCGCACUACGAUAAAGUGCGCCAAGACCUGUUUGAAGAGGUCUUCUCGGUACGCGAGAUGGAGGCGUUCUUUAACUUUGCCGGCGCCUUCUACAAUCGCUGGUUCUUCGGAACCGACAAAUACCUGAUGAAUAUCCGCAAUGGAUUGAAAUUUGGAUUCACACAAGGGUGGGAAUCUUGGGACACUUUGGAGUCCGACUUGGACUUCAAAACGAGGACUCUUCUUCCCUCUUAUCAGCACAUGGGAAUUGAACCGGAAAUUCCCGGAUUUGGAGCGGUCAACCCAGAAUUGAGAAACCAUUUUCGUAAACUUCCAAUCAAAUUGGAUUACGAAGAGCCGUUCCUCGGAUAUCAAAUCAUCGAUGUGUACGACGUCUUGUCCACCAAAUGGUUAGUUAUUUCCUAUAAAGUUGAAGUAGUGAGCAUUUUAUUUCAGCCAGGUAACGUUAUACCUGGAGAAAUCGUGCCGUGGCAAUUGGCUCCUCAUGGCUGGAUUCAUUUUCUACCCGGAUGCCGGAAAACGAUUCCUCAUGGAGACUAAAGUGCAGCUUAUCGAGAGAGGUUUCCCGGUGAAGACAAUGAAGGCGACACGUGUCAUCCAUGACAAGCAGAGAACCGUCGGAUUCGUGUUCGGCAUCAUGGACGCCGAGAUGCUCGAGAAGCUGCAAAACGGCAGCUAUGAAGCAAUGACGAGCGUCUGCCGAAAGGAAACGACUCUGGCGGAUAUUCCAUGCUUCAGCGACCAGGACGUUUCAAUCGAUAUGCCCGGACUUAUUGACGGAUAUGUAGUCUGCAAAGACGGAAAAAUCGGAGUUUGUCGUGAGGUGAUUACAGAAAAGAGCAUUCCUUCAGAUUGUUAAUUCAUGCUUUUCAGUACCUCAGCAGCUACACCGAGUACUUCCGCAGUCGCUUCUACAACGACAACUUUGCGGACUGUGGAACUGAAGAGAUUUCGCUGGACGAGAGUGUGGAAUCCGUCUGGCCGGCUCUCUGCAUCAUCUGGCACCGUAGCCAGGUCAUUAACGCCGAGUACAUAUGGAGACUGCAGUUGGUGGUCAACCCGUGGAUGUGCACGAUCAUCAGACACUACAUCGAGAUGGCCUUGCUGCAAACGGAUCUGAUCGACUCGAUCGACAAGCGAGACUUUGCCGCCCAGUUCAAUAUGGAUGUGAUCAACGUGAGUUGGAGCCUAAUGCAUGCUGAACGUACAUAGUUUCAUUAUUGCAGUACAUCCUUCGUCACCCAGAAUACGCCUCCAACUUCAACAUUGAAUUCACCGAUGAGCCCCGUUUCUUGGGCAUUCCCAACGCUGAUGAACUCGACGGAGGAGACGGUACACGUGUCGUCAAAGUCGAGCCAGUAGAAGAGGAGACUGCACAGAACCUGGACCUGAGAAGAAGGAUGGAACGAGCCAAUAGAGUCAAUGCAAUGAGACAUCCGUUACGGUGGCGUGGCUGGGGGCGUGCACAACAAGAGGCCGUAGGGAAUUUUCGUGCUUUCCGAGGAAGAGCCCCCGCACGCGUUCGCAACGAUGACAAUGAAAUUAAUUGGAACCCUGCAAAUCCCCACCGUUUCUUAAGUUUGCAACAUUUCAUGAACGCUUUGGUGGCUGAACAGGCCAACAUAGGAAAUGCCGGCAACAAUGGAAAUGACGGCAAUGCUCCCGACGCUGCCGACGCUGACAAUGCUGACGAGGUCAUCGAUGUCGUCAAUGCUGACAAUGCUGAUAACCACGUGGCCAACGACGUUCCCGGCAAUAAUAUUGUCAAUUUCGUCAACGUGGGCGAUGCUGGCGACGUUCCUGACAAUGCGGCGAUCACUGACGAGGAAAGCGUCAACCAUCCCGAUGGCGAGGGCUCCAAUGUCAAUCCGAGCGGUGGUAUCAGGAGAUAUCCAAGUAGACGCAAGCGUAGCACGCCGAAGGCAAUCGCUCCAGCAGAAGAUGACGAACCAAGCUCUUCUGGCCCAAGUUCUUCGAAAAGUGAUGGACCAGACGUGCGAGGCAGACAAGCAGUGACGUACGAGGAAGCGACUGACGCAUGGGUUGACUCGCCUGGGGAAGACCCGUCCACUUCUGGACCAUCUACUUCGAACGAUGGCGAGGCGGGGCCAUCCACUUCUCAGCAGCCAUCGACUUCCAGAUGUGCUCGCAAAAAGGCCAGGAAGCAAUAA